This is a messenger RNA of Fulmarus glacialis (Northern fulmar), 384 nucleotides long. It is a transcript of the gene SLC25A27, whose product is annotated as solute carrier family 25, member 27. The coding region runs from base 1 to 384 and encodes 127 amino acids. Gene Ontology annotation, biological process: response to cold. The record is from RefSeq and is a predicted model, not a curated record. The transcript has 3 exons. Lineage: Eukaryota; Metazoa; Chordata; Aves; Procellariiformes; Procellariidae.
AUGUCACCUGCAGAAGAAGAGAAGAGCUUACCUCUCCCAGAGAGAUGGCCCCGAGCCAGCAAAUUCGCUCUGUCAGCCUGUGCAGCGGCUGUGGCAGAACUAGUGACAUUUCCCCUGGAUCUCACGAAAACUCGACUGCAGGUCCAAGGUGAAGCUGCCGUUCAUCGCAAUGGAGCUGCCGCCGGCCGGGCGGUCCCUUAUCGUGGCAUGCUGCGCACCGCAGCUGGCAUCGUGCAGGAGGAGGGCUUACGAAAGCUCUGGCAAGGAGCCACGCCGGCCAUCUACCGCCACAUAGUGUACUCUGGCGUUCGAAUGGUGGCAUACGAACACCUCCGUGACUCCGUGCUUGGCAGGUCUGAGGAUGAAAGCUUUCCUUUCUGGUAA